GGGACUGUCUCCAUCUUCCGGGCUUUCUGCUGGCAGGGAUGUAGCAGACGGACUGGGUGUGCCUGGGAUGCCCUAGGCUCCCACUUACAGGUGGAGGUUCGGAUAGGGGUUUGGGAUGCAAAUCCUGCCUCUCUGGGUCUGCCGGUGACCCCUCCAGUCCCCAUUCUUGGGCUUGUGUUCCCGCAGGGUGUGGAGGAGGUGAGGGUGGGAUGCGACCUCUCCUCUCUUUCGCCUUCCUUUUUUCUCUGGCUGUGGCAUUAGGGGCCCAGGAUUCCGACCUGACAAAAGAGCCCUGGAGAGGUGAUCAGUCUAAGCCGAAACUUUGCAGUUUCAAGCUGGGCCUGUUCCUUGUUCUAGCAAAUGCAUUUUUUUUCCUUUCCUUCUUCUGCACCUCCUUGGUUUGCUUCCCUGCACCCCCCCGCCCAAGCUGGGUACUUCGUGUCUCCCUUGGGGCUUGGGCACUGAGAGGGUAGCACUAAGCCCUAUCCUGUUGGCUGCUACGACACUGCUCUGCUAUCUUUGCCACCUGGAGCUGGCAGGAGAGCUGGGUGUGGCCUGGGGGCGAAGACCCGGCCAAGCUGGGCACUGUCCCUACAGCCUCUGCCCCAUCUCUGCAAGGUCUCUCUGUAUUGGGGGACGAUGCUUCCCUUCCAUAGGACUCUUUGGACCCCCUGACACCUCCCCUUCUCCAGCUAACCUCUGGGUCUGGAGGGAGAACCGUACAGGAUUGCCUGGGCCAUCUGUCUGGCUGUGCCUGAGCAGAGCCUGACUUAUGUCUGUCUCCGUGGUGCUUGGCUGUGGGGGCAGGCGCGACUCGGCUUUGUGUUGCAGCCCAGCCGGUAGGCCAGACAGCAGGCUCCUGGACAGCCAGCCGAGGGAGGCCCUCGGGGUGAGGAGGCAGCUGGGGCCAGGAGUGGGAAUGUGGCGGUGCCGAGUCCACUCUCAGGCCUUGAUGCCUCAGACCUCUGUCCUGGGGCUCCUGGUGGCAGUGCCACUCUGGGGUGCUGUUCUCCCCAUCCCUCGGCUUGUGAUUGUUCUCUCCCUGCCUUUCCCCUUCCCCCAGCUUGGGCGUGGGGUGUCUGUGGCCUGAGGUUUGCCUGUGGUGGCUCUUGUAUGCGGCUAGCCGUCCUCAGCUCUGGGAUCUGGCAUUCGGGGUCUCAUUCCAGGACGGCCUCCCGCCCUGCCUUUCCCAGCAUCUGGCUCUGCUGCCCCCUUGGGUGUGGCCCAGCUGAGGCGAGGCCUCCUGGCUCCUUUCCAGGGGGGUGGGGGGCUGGGGGAUGAUUGAUGGCCCCCAAGUCUGCCUGCGCUUACUGCUCACUCAUGCGCCCUGGAGGCCCCUCCUCUCCCGGCCGUGGUCACCAUCUGGGGCUCCGGCUCUGGUGUGGUGGUGGGCGAGUGAGUGGCUUCCACCCACUGUGGCACGGAGCUUGGCCUGCUGGGGGUCCUAGGCCAGGCUGCGCGGUAGGACUGGCGGCCUGGGCCGGGGAGCUCUGACCUGCACUUGCCAUCUCUCCUCAGGCCCGUCCCAGGUGCAGCCGCCGACCAUGCCCACUGUCUGCCUCCUCCUGCUGCUACCCCUCACCAUGGAGGGGGUCCUGGGCCGCAACAGACCCUUCCCCGCCUUCUUAGUGACAGACACCACACUCACCCACCUGGCUGUGCACCGGGUGACCGGGGAGGUAUUUGUGGGCGCAGUGAACCGUGUCUUCAAGCUGGCCCCCAACCUGACUGAGCUACGGGCCCAUGUCACGGGGCCCGUUGAGGACAAUGCUCGCUGCUAUCCGCCCCCCAGUAUGCGUGUGUGCACCCACCGCCUGGCGCCCGUGGACAACGUGAACAAGCUGCUGCUCAUAGACUAUGCUGCCCGUCGCUUGGUGGCCUGCGGCAGCAUCUGGCAAGGCAUCUGCCAGUUUCUUCGCCUGGAUGACCUCUUCAAGCUGGGCGAGCCCCACCACCGCAAGGAGCACUACCUGUCAGGGGCCCAGGAGCCUGACUCCAUGGCCGGUGUCAUCGUGGAGCAGGGUCAGGGGCCCAGUAAGCUGUUCGUGGGCACCGCCGUGGACGGCAAGUCCGAGUACUUCCCCACUCUGAGCUCCCGCAAGCUCAUCCGCGACGAGGACAGUGCCGACAUGUUUAGUCUGGUGUACCAGGAUGAGUUUGUCUCCUCGCAGAUCAAGAUUCCCUCAGACACCUUGUCCUUGUACCCCGCCUUUGACAUCUACUACAUCUACGGCUUUGUGAGCGCCUCCUUCGUGUACUUCCUGACGCUGCAGCUGGACACCCAGCAGACGCUGCUGGACACGGCGGGCGAGAAAUUCUUCACGUCCAAGAUCGUGCGCAUGUGCGCGGGGGACUCCGAGUUCUACUCGUACGUGGAGUUUCCCAUCGGCUGCUCCUGGCGCGGCGUGGAGUACCGCUUGGUGCAGAGCGCCCACCUGGCCAAGCCCGGCCUGCUGCUGGCCCAGGCCCUGGGCGUGCCGGCCGACGAGGACGUCCUCUUCACCAUCUUCUCUCAGGGCCAGAAGAACCGGGCCAGCCCGCCCCGGCAGACUGUUCUCUGCCUCUUUACCCUCAGCACCAUCAACGCGCACAUCCGGCGCCGCAUCCAGUCAUGCUAUCGCGGGGAGGGGACACUGGCCCUGCCGUGGCUGCUCAACAAGGAGCUGCCCUGCAUCAACACGCCCAUGCAGAUAAAUGGAAACUUCUGCGGGCUGGUGUUGAACCAGCCACUGGGCGGCCUGCACGUGAUCGAGGGGCUGCCCCUGCUGGCCGAUGGCGCUGACGGCAUGGCCAGUGUGGCGGCCUACACCUACCACGAGCACUCUGUGGUCUUCAUUGGCACUCGCAGCGGCAGUCUGAAGAAGGUGCGAGUCGAUGGCUCCCAGGAUGCCCACCUGUACGAGACGGUGCCCGUGGUGGAUGGCAGCCGUAUUCUGCGAGACCUGCUCUUCAGCCCUGACCACCGGCACAUCUACCUCCUGAGUGAGAAGCAGGUGAGCCAGCUCCCAGUGGAGACCUGUGAGCAGUACCUGAGCUGCGCGGCCUGCUUGGGCUCCGGGGACCCACACUGUGGUUGGUGUGUGCUGCAGCACAGAUGCUGCCGCGAGGGGGCCUGUCCAGGCGCCUCAGCCCCACAUGGCUUUGCCGAGGAGCUGAGCAAGUGUGUCCAGGUGCGGGUCCGGCCCAACAACGUGUCAGUAACAUCGCCCGGGGUGCAGCUGACCGUGGCCAUGCGCAAUGUGCCAGACCUCAGCGCAGGUGUGAGCUGUGCCUUCGAGGAGGUGACGGAGAAUGAGGCCAUCCUGCUGCCCUCCGGGGAGUUGCGCUGCCCCUCGCCCUCCCUCCAGGAGCUCCAGGCUCUCACCAGGGGGCACGGGGCCACCCGCACCGUGCGACUGCAACUGCUUUCCAAGGAGACCGGCGUGAGGUUCGCCGGGGCCGACUUUGUCUUCUACAACUGUAGUGUCCUUCAGUCGUGCAUGUCCUGCGUCGGCAGCCCUUACCCCUGCCACUGGUGUAAGUACCGCCACGUGUGUACCAGCCACCCCCACGAGUGCUCCUUCCAGGAGGGCAGGGUCCACAGCCCCGAGGGCUGCCCCGAGAUCCUGCCGAGUGGGGACCUCCUGAUCCCAGUCGGCGUCAUGCAGCCUCUUACCCUGCGGGCCAAGAACCUGCCGCAGCCCCAGUCGGGCCAGAAGAACUACGAGUGCGUGGUCCGCGUGCAGGGGCGGCAGCAGCGCGUGCCCGCCGUGCGUUUCAACAGCAGCAGUGUGCAGUGCCAGAAUGCGUCGUACUCCUAUGAAGGUGACGAGUACGGCGACACCGAGCUGGACUUCUCUGUGGUCUGGGAUGGAGACUUCCCCAUUGACAAGCCUGCCACCUUCCGAGCUCUCCUGUAUAAGUGCUGGGCACAGCGACCCAACUGUGGCCUCUGCCUCAAGGCUGACCCCCGCUUCAGCUGUGGCUGGUGCAUCUCGGAGCACAGGUGCCAGCUGCGGGCCCACUGUCCAGCCCCCAAGACCAACUGGAUGCAUCCGAGCCAGAAGGGCAGCCGCUGCAGCCACCCCCGCAUCGCCCAGAUCCAUCCACUCAUGGGGCCCAAGGAGGGAGGCACGCGGGUCACCAUCGUGGGUGAGAACCUGGGCCUCACCUACCGAGAGGUGGGCCUGCGGGUGGCCGGCGUGCGUUGCAACUCCAUCCCCGCCGAGUACGUCAGUGCCGAGAGGAUCGUGUGUGAGAUGGAGGAGUCACUGGUGCCCAGCCCGCCACCAGGGCCCGUGGAGCUCUGCGUGGGCGACUGUUCCGCUGACUUCCGCACGCAGUCCGAGCAGCUCUACAGCUUUGUGACCCCAACGUUCGACCGCGUAAGUCCCAGUCGGGGCCCAGCUUCCGGGGGUACGCGGCUCACCAUCUCCGGAAGCUCCCUGGAUGCUGGCAGCAGGGUCACGGUGACUGUGAGAGAUGGCGAGUGCCAGUUUGUGAGGAGAGAUGCCGAGGCAAUUGUGUGUAUCUCGCCCGUCUCCACGCUGGGCCCCAGUCAGGCCCCCAUCACCCUGGCCAUCGACCGCGCCAACAUCUCCAGUCCCGGAGUCCUCUACACCUACACCCAGGACCCUACUGUUACUCGCCUUGAGCCCACCUGGAGCAUCAUCAAUGGAAGCACUGCCAUCACUGUGAGUGGGACCCACCUGCUGACAGUCCAGGAGCCCCGGGUCCGGGCCAAGUACCGAGGCAUCGAAACCACCAACACGUGCCAGGUGAUCAACGACACUGCCAUGCUGUGUAAGGCCCCUGGCAUCUUCUUGGGGCGGCCGCAGCCACAGGCCCAGGGCGAGCACCCUGACGAGUUUGGCUUCCUGCUGGACCACGUCCAGACAGCCCGCUCCCUCAACCGGUCUGCCUUCACCUACUACCCGGACCCCAGCUUCGAGCCACUGGGGCCCUCUGGUGUCCUGGACGUCAAGCCUGGCUCCCACGUGGUGCUGAAGGGCAAGAAUCUGAUCCCCGCGGCAGCCGGCAGCUCCCGCCUCAACUACACCGUGCUGAUCGGGGGCCAGCCGUGUGCACUCACCGUCUCAGACACGCAGCUGCUGUGCGACUCGCCCAGCCAGACGGGCCGGCAGCCUGUCAUGGUGCUGGUGGGCGGCCUGGAGUUCUGGCUGGGCACCCUGCACAUCACGGCCGAGCGGGCACUGACUCUGCCGGCCAUGGUGGGGCUGGCGGUGGGCGGCGGGCUCUUGCUGUUGGCCAUCACUGCUGUGCUGGUUGCCUACAAGCGCAAGACUCAGGAUGCGGACCGCACGCUCAAGCGCCUCCAGCUCCAGAUGGACAACUUGGAGUCCCGCGUGGCUCUGGAAUGCAAGGAAGCCUUUGCCGAGCUGCAGACAGACAUCAACGAACUGACAAACCACAUGGACGUGGUGCAGAUCCCCUUCCUGGACUACCGGACGUACGCCGUGCGCGUGCUCUUCCCGGGCAUUGAGGCCCACCCGGUGCUCAAGGAGCUGGAUACACCCCCCAACGUCGAGAAGGCGCUGCGUCUCUUCGGGCAGCUGCUACACAGCCGCGCCUUUGUGCUCACCUUCAUCCACACGCUGGAGGCCCAGAGCAGCUUCUCCAUGCGUGACCGUGGCACCGUGGCUUCGCUCACCAUGGUGGCCUUGCAGAGCCGCCUUGAUUAUGCCACAGGGCUGCUCAAGCAACUGCUGGCGGACCUCAUAGAGAAAAACCUUGAGAGCAAGAACCACCCAAAGUUGCUACUGCGCAGGUACUGUCCCACCCCGAGCCCCACCCUCCGUGGGCCCAGCCCCGAGUGUGCCGGAGAGCCCCUUUUCCUGCUCUACUGCGCCAUCAAGCAGCAGAUGGAGAAGGGCCCCAUCGACGCCAUCACGGGCGAGGCGCGCUACUCCCUGAGCGAGGAUAAGCUCAUUCGGCAGCAGAUUGACUACAAGACGCUGACCCUGCACUGCGUGUGCCCGGAGAGUGAGGGCAGCACUCAGGUCCCGGUGAAGGUUCUCAACUGUGACAGCAUCACCCAGGCCAAAGACAAGCUGCUGGACGCUGUGUACAAGGGCAUCCCCUACUCCCAGCGUCCCAAAGCCGAGGACAUGGACCUAGAGUGGCGCCAGGGCCGCAUGGCCCGCAUCAUUCUCCAGGACGAGGAUGUCACCACCAAGAUCGAGUGUGACUGGAAGAGGGUCAACUCGCUGGCCCACUACCAGGUAACAGAUGGUUCCUUGGUGGCACUGGUGCCCAAACAAGUGUCUGCCUAUAACAUGGCCAACUCCUUCACCUUCACCCGUUCCCUCAGCCGCUACGAGAGCUUGCUCCGCACAGCCAGCAGCCCCGAUAGCCUCCGCUCUCGGGCACCCAUGAUCACGCCCGACCAGGAGACAGGCACCAAGCUGUGGCACCUGGUGAAGAACCACGACCAUGUCGACCAUCGUGAGGGUGACCGUGGCAGCAAGAUGGUCUCAGAGAUCUACCUGACGCGGCUGCUGGCCACCAAGGGCACGCUGCAGAAGUUUGUGGAUGACCUCUUCGAGACCGUGUUCAGCACCGCGCACCGGGGCUCAGCCCUGCCCUUGGCCAUCAAGUACAUGUUCGACUUCCUGGAUGAGCAGGCCGACCAGCGCCAGAUCAGUGACCCUGACGUGCGCCACACCUGGAAGAGCAACUGCCUGCCCCUGCGCUUCUGGGUGAACGUGAUCAAGAAUCCGCAGUUUGUGUUUGACAUCCACAAGAGCAGCAUCACGGACGCCUGCCUGUCGGUGGUGGCCCAGACCUUCAUGGACUCCUGCUCCACGUCCGAGCACCGCCUGGGCAAGGACUCGCCCUCCAACAAGCUGCUCUAUGCCAAGGACAUCCCAAACUACAAGAGUUGGGUGGAGAGGUAUUACCGGGACAUUGCAAAGAUGGCAUCCAUUAGUGACCAGGACAUGGACGCCUACCUGGUGGAGCAGUCCCGCCUCCACGCCAGCGACUUCAGUGUUCUAAGCGCUCUCAGUGAGCUCUACUUCUAUGUCACCAAGUACCGCCAGGAGGUUCUCACCGCUCUGGACCGAGACGCCUCUUGUCGGAAGCAUAAGUUGCGCCAGAAGCUGGAACAGAUCAUCAGCCUCAUGUCCAGCAACAGCUAAGGGUGGCCGAACAGCUGAGGAGGGGGCUCCUCAGUCCUGGGCCAUCCUCCCGUCGAGGCGCGGGGCUCACGCCUGGGUCUCAGGGCUGAGCCCAGGAUUAGGUGGCACGGGCGAGGUCACCGGGACAGUAUGCCCCCGGCACACCUGGGCCCCCUUCAUUAGUGCCUUGCUUUGGGCCCUGCAGGCGGGGAGGGGGUGACAGGACCGAGCCUCCCACCCAGCAGCAGCAAUACCCCCAGCCUCCUGGCCUUGCGCCCAGGUGUUGUGACAGCCCUUGCCCUCCUUGCUAUUUAUACCCCCAACCGCCUAUUUAUUUAAUUUAUCUCCACUUCACAGUCUCCAUCUGUAAAUACGUGUCCCCCUGGGAUGUCGCCACCCUCACUCACCCUCACUCCUUGAGUCAUCCUGGCUCCCUUGUGACUGUCAGCCUUGGCCUAGCUUCUGGCACCUCACCCUUGCCACGGCUGGCCCCACCCGUUCCAAGAAGGGGGCCUAGGCACCAGCAGCACUUGGGGUGGGGUGGUACACGAGAAGCUGCCCUCGGACUGUGGCCGUGCCAAGGGGUCCCCCUGCAGCUGGGCCACAGCGUCCCCCUCCGAACUUCCUGGGGAUUGGACUGUACGUUCUCACGGGGCCCUGUUCUCUCUGAGCACCUGGAGACCUGGACCAGGCGUGUGCCAGGGCCUGACUUGGGCCUGGGGGCUCCAGAACUGUCCUCCUGCAAGCCCUCCUGCCAAACUUCCUCAGUGUUGUCUGCACUUGCCCUGGACCCCGUCUCAUCCUUAGCUGCCCUGUCCUGCACCUGCCCCAAGGGGCCGAGGCGGCAGUGCCUUACUCCUUUGUUCUGCCUCUUCCGAGGAAUCUGGCCCCGUCUCGCGGUCCCGGAAACCCAGUUCUCUCCUGUUUUGUUGCAUGACUUUUCCUUUGUUCAUGUAAUUUUUUUUCCUAAUUAAAUGUCGGGAAAAUGCA
This is a messenger RNA of Pteropus alecto (black flying fox), 8108 nucleotides long. It is a transcript of the gene PLXNA3, whose product is annotated as plexin A3. NCBI's taxonomy places the organism in Eukaryota, Metazoa, Chordata, Mammalia, Chiroptera, Pteropodidae. The record is from RefSeq and is a predicted model, not a curated record. Gene Ontology annotation, biological process: regulation of cell migration; semaphorin-plexin signaling pathway involved in axon guidance; positive regulation of axonogenesis. Gene Ontology annotation, cellular component: semaphorin receptor complex. Gene Ontology annotation, molecular function: semaphorin receptor activity; protein binding. The coding region runs from base 1545 to 7139 and encodes 1864 amino acids. The transcript is spliced from 31 exons.